Molecule: messenger RNA, 1448 nt
Organism: Strigops habroptila (Kakapo)
Lineage: Eukaryota; Metazoa; Chordata; Aves; Psittaciformes; Psittacidae
Gene: HES7
Product: hes family bHLH transcription factor 7
Exons: 4
Coding region: 104-949 (281 amino acids)
Biological process (GO): anterior/posterior pattern specification; regulation of neurogenesis; regulation of transcription by RNA polymerase II
Cellular component (GO): nucleus
Molecular function (GO): protein dimerization activity; DNA-binding transcription factor activity, RNA polymerase II-specific; RNA polymerase II cis-regulatory region sequence-specific DNA binding
Source: RefSeq, a predicted model, not a curated record
UCCAGUGCCUCAGUGUCCCCCCAGUGCCCCCCAAUGUCCCCCCAGUGCUCCCAGUGCCCUCCCCGCUGCUCCCAGUGCCCCCCCAGUGCUCCCAGUGCCCCCAAUGUCCCCUCAAUGUCCCCCCCGGUGCUCCCAGUGCCCCUCCCCCUUUGGCCCCUCCCCCGGGGCGGGUCCGUCCGGGCCCAUUAAAGGUCCCGCGGGGCCCCCCCCGGGUCAGCCCCGACCCCUCACCAUGAGCAGCGCGAGCGAGCCCGGACUGCGGCAGCUCCUGAAGCCGCUGCUGGAGAAGCGCCGGCGCGACCGGAUGAACCGGAGCCUGGACCAGCUGCGGCUGCUGCUGCUGGCGGCCACCCGCGACGAGCGCCUCCGGAGCCCCAAGGUGCCGAAGGCGGAAAUCCUGCGGCAGACAGUGCAGCUCCUGCAGGCGCCGCCACCAGCAGACCCACAGGGCACGGAGGAGCUGUUCCUGCACCGGUACCACUGCGGAUACUGGGAAUGCCUGACCCGCGCUGCCCGCUUCCUCAUGGCCAUUCCAACGGAGCCCCCACGUCCCGCCGCUGGCCCCACGGCGCUGUGCCCCACGGCGCUGUGCCCCACACCGUUUGCUGCUGACCCCCCAGGACCCCCUGGCUGCCACGGACAGCCCAUAGGCCCCAGUUACCAUCACAGUUACCACGGUUACGCCCCUGGGUACCACAGCUUCAGGCCUAGGCCUGACCGCUGCCCUGGCGACGGUUGCCAUGGUGACAGGUCCAAGCAUCCUGGUUACCACGGUUACGGGCCUGGUCUUGAGCCUACUUCAGGGCCUACUAUACGGCCUGGUUGGGGGCAAAGCCGGGGGCCCCAGCAUGGUCUCAGCCCCAGCGGCCGUGAGGACUCGCAGCAGCGCUGCCCCAAGGAGGAGAUGCUGCCGGGGCCUCCCCACCAUGUCUGGAGGCCCUGGCCUUGAGCCAUGGACACCCCCGGGGCUGGGGGUGUGUCCCCCAGUUUGGCUAUGGGGGACAGGGAGGGGGCAACUGGUGUGUACUGGGAGGAAGGCUGCUUUGAACUGGUGUAUAGUGGGAGGUUGAGGGUCUUCCCCAGCUCCAGACAUGCCCCUGGUUGACCCCAGAGGGUGAACCUCAAACUGAAGGUCUUUUUGCCCCAAAAGUCAGGUCCUGGAGGCUCAGGACUGGGAACAGCGCUGGGAGAUGCCAUGUGGGGCUCCUGGGCUUGGUUUUGGGUGAAAAGGUUGAGGUUUGGGGCCCGUUAACACUUUCUUCCUGGUACAGCCCUAAAUCCCAAAUUUCAGUGGUGGGAAAAGGGGGUGGGAGGGGGAAAAUGUCCGGUUUUGGUUAUAACCUUCCUGUUUUCCCUUUUCCUCCCUCAUUUGUGGCCCCUUUGUCCCCCUUUUCCUGUAUUUCGGAGGGAAAACCCUAUGAUUCCAAUAAAAAUGUGCUGCUUUGUCA